AAGAAAACUAUUUGCUUUAAAACAACAUCGAAUACACUGAAGUAUUGCUGUAAUGUCGUCUUCUACAGUUUUCUGGAUCCUUCACAUAUGUAUUAUUGAUAGUAAAUUGUGUCAUCUUGUUUUGCGUCUAUUUGGGUAUUUACAUCCCCGUACGCAAACUGGUUUCAAGGCUAUCCUGCCUUCUACCUUUUCCAGGCAGUUUCCAAGCAGUAUCAAUCAGUCAGGCAGUGAGCAGUCAAGCAGUUUUUAAAGUUUUAUACUUACUCGUUUCAUUAGAAUAUAGAGAUCUUUUAAGAAACUUAGAAAAUUUGGAAAAUGGAAGAAUUGAGUCCUCUAAGAGGAGGAUUAGAAGAAUUGGAAGAGGAUAUUCUAGCAUACAAGGAGAAUCUUUCUAAGCUAAAAUCUCUUGGAGGAGCUGUAGUGCUAAAAUGGGGAACUAAAGAUCGACAAGAAAUGCAGGAAACCAGGAACAACAUGCAGACAGAAAACAGAAAAUUGGAAGAAGACAUCCGGAAAAAAAUUGACACCCUCUGGAACCAUAAUGAAGGAUUGGGAAACGAUGCAGCAGCUUUUAUGAGGACAGCUUUACUUGAAGCUAGACAAAUAGAGAUCGAUUAUAUUCAAAAGGUCCAAGAACAACUGAUAAAGCUUUUAAAAAGCUUGGGUGUUAUUACAACCAGAGAAUAUGUUGAAGCUGUUGAGGAUAUUGGAAUGCUAAAACCAGAAAAUGUUGAAGAUAAGGAUUGGAACCAAGUUGAAGAAAGAAGACAAGAACUGGGAAGUUUGGAUAAAACUUUAAUUAUUCUUGGUGAAACCUUGAUCAGUCUUGAGAGAGGAAACCCAAAAUCAAAGGUAGAGGAGUUGGACAAAAAAUCCGAAACAGAUCUUUGGACUUCAAAGCUUAAAGUAGCUGAGAGUGUUGUUGAAACCUUUCUAGAUUCUACUUUAGCUAAACAUCUACAGGGCCGGAGGUUUAAAAUCGUAAGUAAAGGAAAUUAUAUAACUCGCAACAAACUCUAAUUUUCUCAUCAUUAUAUCUUUAUAACUUGAUGGAGUAAACAUUUG
Molecule: messenger RNA, 1065 nt
Organism: Eurytemora carolleeae
Lineage: Eukaryota; Metazoa; Arthropoda; Copepoda; Calanoida; Temoridae
Exons: 10
Coding region: 316-1020 (234 amino acids)
Biological process (GO): vesicle-mediated transport
Cellular component (GO): membrane
Source: RefSeq, a predicted model, not a curated record